AACGUGUGAGUAUUGCCGGAAGGUAUUCGCCAAUGGAUCGAAUCUGUUGCGACACAUUCGGAUUCAUACUAACGAACGUCCCUAUCCUUGCGAGUUUUGCGGUCGAACCUUUACCCAAAAUGGGGAUAGGAUGAGGCAUUUGAGGUGCCAUUCUGGAGAGAAACCGUAUUCUUGCCAGAUUUGUCAAAAGGAAUUUUCCAAAACGGGAAACUUAAAGAGACAUUUAAGGAUUCACACCAAUGAACGUCCGUAUUCUUGCGAGGUGUGUCAAAAAUCUUUUAUUCAACGUAGCGAUAUGUUGAAACAUUCAACGCGGCACUAUAAAGUAAAAUUGUUUUCCUGUGAACUUUGUGGGAAAGAGUUUCCCAAAGUGGGAGAUUUAAAGAAACAUUUAGGAACUCAUUCUGAUGAAGGAUUGUAUAUUUGCGAAGUCUGUCAGCAAUCCUUUCUUCAACCUAGUGACUUGUUUCAGCAUUCAAUGUGCCACGCCAGAGAAAGACCGCAUGCCUGCGAAAUUUGUCAAAAAGAAUUCACUAAAGUGGGAAACUUGAACAGGCAUUUAAAAACUCAUGCCAAUGAAAAAUCAUGCCAAAUAUGUCAAAAAGAUUUCGCUCAGCAUAUUGAUUUGUAUGAUCACAUGAUUAGCCAUAUGGUGGAAAAAUUCCCUCCAGGGAAGAAUUCUCAAAAUUCGGGUGAAAAUUCACAACAUUCAGGUAAAGACUCUCAAGGUUCGAGUGAAGAGUCUCAAAAUUCAGGAGAAGAAUACCGAGAUUCUGAAGAGCAUUUAGCAGCCCUUACCAUUGAAAAGCCACAUACUUGCAAAUAUUGUCCGAAGCAGUUCAAGAAGCUUUCGGUUUUAAAAGUGCAUUUGCGCAUUCACACCGGCGAUAGACCUUUUACUUGUGAAGUAUGUCAAAAAUCUUUUACUCAGCGUCAUGUUUUGCUAAGACAUAAGAUGAUUCACAAAGUCGAGAAUUGAUGUUCUGUUGAAGGAUUCUCAAAACUCGGUUAUAUAUUCCCAGGUUCCUGAAAACCAUUUAACUGACAAUGAUGGUGAAAAAUUCAAUAUUUCCGAAUUGUGUAAUAAGUAAGGUAAACACACCAGUAGUGGCCACUUCAAGGUUAUUGAUUUACUUUGAAGAAAAAAAAUGAACAAUAAUAAUGUAAAAUACACCGCCAGCUCAGUCAUUUCCAGCUGAGGACUGCAGUUUCCAGCUCAGUCAUUUCCAGCCGAGGACUGCAGCUUCAUGCUUAUUAGCACUCAUCAGCCCGGCAUAGGAAAAUAACUGAGCUGGAGAUGGAAAAUCUCUUGUUGUUUUUAAUCUCCCUUUGGUCUGACGGAGUCAGACCAAAUCGAUGAAGCCGUUGACCCUUAUGAAAUCUGACACAGGCAGUGGACUGUCGAAUAUGUCGUUCAAGUCCAAUCCCAGGCAGCUCAAGAUAUGCUGUGGUGAUGCCUGGUCUUGUUGGCAUUUAGGGCAAAUGGGGAACCUCUUGGCGCUUCCAGAGAAAGUGAGACUUUUCAGAUGUCCACUGGCGAGGCGAGACAGAAGGGUGUUAGUCUGCCUGUCACAGGGAAGGGCAAGAGAUUGUCCUGGCCUUUUGCCUUUGUACCAAUUGUGAGAUGGAGGUAUUAACCAUUUUUCUUUAUUAUUGGCUUUUUGCUUGGAGAACAGUUCUAGAUAGAUGAGCUCCAAGGUGAAAGGUGUUGGAUGGGCAAGACUCUCUUUGGCAAGAGCAUCGGCCAGCUCGUUACCGUAGAUAUCGACAUGGGAAGGGAUCCAUUGAAAGUGGACCUUAUGCUGAAGGGCUAUGAGCUUUUACUUUACGUAGGAUUGAGAGGUUAGUUUUGUCUUCUAUGAGGGACCAGUUUCUGAGGUGUUGAAUUGAACUUUUACUGUCAGAAAGUAUCCAAAGAUCACCGAAGUUGUUUUCGCACAUAAUUUUCUCCAGUCCUAUGUGAAAGGCAAUUAAUUCGCUUUGAAAACUGAACAAAAAUCUGGAUUUCGUUGCUUUAGGAAGAACUUCUCUUGAGGAGUUUUAAUGCAAGAAGCCAGGAGUGCGAAACAAACUGGUAUCUAAUAUAGAAUUAGCAGACCAGACGAGUGACCGAAACAAUGGUUCGGUUCAACUCGAAGAUUGAACGCGAGGCAAGGUAUAUUCAGUAAGUUACCGCCCAUUAGCCAGGGCUAAAGCAAAAAUACGUGAAAUACACCGCCAGCUCAGUCAUUUCCAGCCGAGGACUGCAAUUUCGUGCUUAUUAGCACUAAUAAUGUGUGUUUUUUUUGUUGGUACUUAAUAUAAAUUACUUAAUGGUACUUAAUUGAAUCAAUUUUAUUUGAAUUUAAUGUAAGUAAUGUAAAUUCUUAGGAUGGAAGAAUGUCAGAUGGCCACUACUAAAAUUUUCAGAUUUUGGAGUAGCCACUACUGGAUCAAAUUUGAGGUUUGAGAAAAAGUGAAUAAAAUUUAAACAAAUUGAAAUUCUGGCCUUUUUAGAAAUUGGGGCAAGGCAGGUAGCAAUAGCCUUAGGUUGCCCCUUCUUUAUGGUAUUUUAAAAAAUGUCCUCAAUCGUUCACAUGUGCUCCUAUAGGGGGCACUUUUGAACAAGAUUUUAAUAACAGGACAGUUAUCAUAUUUUAGGGAGCUUGAAUGUGAAACAUAUAUGUAUAUACCAAUUACAUUGAAUCAUUUGUAAACUCUAGUGGGUUGUUUUAAAUUUUUUAGUAAUUGUCUUAGAAAAUAUUUUUCUAGGACAUAUAACCUUGCUCAUUGUGUAUUUUAAAUUUUUGUUGCAUCUUCUCAUACUGAAUAGACAAAAAAGACUCAUAAGACUGCAUUGUUUUCAGUUGCAUGUACAGACAAAUUAUAUUUUUAUCUUAAUUUUCAUUGUUUGAUUAACAAUUGUUUUGUAAGCAGGCAAUAAAAAUUAACCAAAGAGCAAUCAUGUCACAAUUAGUGAGGUGCUUGUCCUGUGUGGUAAACAAAAUGCAAUAUAUGUCCUACUUAGUAUAUUUUACUUACAUGCUGUUAUGUUAUUUUAUUGAUGAAAAUAAUCAUUCAAUUGGAAUUGUGAACUAAUGAUAAUAAAAUAUAUGUACAUAUUUUGUCAUCAAAUUGUUUUGUUCAUGGUA
This is a messenger RNA of Uloborus diversus, 3131 nucleotides long. Its product is annotated as zinc finger protein 726-like. Gene Ontology annotation, cellular component: nucleus. The coding region runs from base 131 to 979 and encodes 282 amino acids. The record is from RefSeq and is a predicted model, not a curated record. NCBI's taxonomy places the organism in Eukaryota, Metazoa, Arthropoda, Arachnida, Araneae, Uloboridae. The transcript has a single exon.